This is a messenger RNA of Penicillium bovifimosum, 1857 nucleotides long. Its product is annotated as transcription factor TFIIIC subunit TFC1. The transcript has 5 exons. The coding region runs from base 1 to 1857 and encodes 618 amino acids. Gene Ontology annotation, biological process: transcription initiation at RNA polymerase III promoter. Gene Ontology annotation, cellular component: transcription factor TFIIIC complex. The record is from RefSeq and is a predicted model, not a curated record. Lineage: Eukaryota; Fungi; Ascomycota; Eurotiomycetes; Eurotiales; Aspergillaceae.
AUGGAUAAUCAACGGGCAUCCAGAACAGCCCCCUUCUACGCGGUGCCAUGCCGCCGCCUUAUCAGCGUGGAGCACCCAGCCGUGAUCCGCAAUGUCGACAAGGCGAUCGCUACAUUGAAAGGCGACGCAGGACUAAAAACACUCCUGGAUCCAGCCAAGAAAGACACACUAGCUAAUCUGGUGUUGCGGCCGGAAGAUGUCAUGGCUCGCGCAGUCCAGUCAACAGUCGUUCCGUCAAAUAAUGUCCUGCUCAAGGUCACUGUUCCCAAGCGAACGGGACGGAAGCGCAAGAUAGGCUCGAAUGAGCCGUUCACAGACGCAUCACCGGCAGAAGAGAUGCAGCCGCCUCGACGGACUGCGAAAGAUCUUCUGCGCAGUCUGAGUGAUAACCCGUCAAACUAUCAGAUUGAGCCUGUGGGGAGAGUCGAGAAUACACAUGUUUUCCGAGGAAUCCCCGACUUUGUGUACUCGACCACAGCGAGUUCUUUCACGAACCGGUUCCGGGAACAGAUCGUUCCAUACGAUUUUGAAAAAAUGAAACAAUUUGACAUUGAUAUGGACAAAGGCGUCACCCAAAAUGCAGAUCUCAUCCCACCGCCAUCCUUCAGCCACGGCGACGUCCCAUUCCACUACAUCUACCGCCAAAACCCCACAGUCAAAAAGGCCAUCGGCCGAACCGGGGAACUAGAAACAGUGAACACUCAAACCGCAAACAAAAUCCUAACAUACCUAGUCCCAUACGACAUCGAGGAAGUCCCCAGCGAACCACGCCCCGACCUCGUCCCACUCAGCUCCCUAGACACAGGCCUGCAAAAAACAAUAGCAACUCUGAAAGCCUUAUACGAAAAACAACCCGCCUGGACCCGCCGCGGCCUCCGCAACAACCUAACAAACGACGACGACCGCCUAAACCUCCGCCGCGCAGUCCCCUACGUAGGCUACAUAUUCCGCUCAGGACCAUGGCGCGACGCAAUCAUCAAACUAGGCGUCGACCCCCGCACCUCCCCAGACUACCGACACUACCAAACCUUCAUGUUCCGCCUCCUAGCCCGUGAAGCCGAGGUCGCACGCGACGGCGGCGGCGGACGUCGUCACAACGUGCCCCGCCCAACAGACGCCCGCACAGCGGACGACGAGGGUGCCAGCACGCCGACGACAGGCCACAUCUUCACGGGCAAGCAGCCGUUUGCGCAUGACGGGCGGAUCUGGAUGGUUGGUGAUAUCAAGGAUCCGCAGCUUCAAGCGGACUUGUAUCCCGCCGAACCGGAGGAGGGGUUCUUGCGGAGUGAGUGCGAGAUUGUUGCGGAUGGGUGGUUUGGGAAUGGGACUAUUGCGAAGGCGAAAACCGUCAUGAGACAUAAGAUCCAGGCGCUGAUGGAAGGGCGGGAACCGCGCGAUGAGGAUUAUGAGCGUGUAAUGCGGUUGCCGGCCCAUGCGCGGUCGGAGGCGGAGUUUCCCCUCUUCACGCUUGAUCCGGAGACUGCCACGCAGAGGGAGAUUUCGUUGGCGACGGAGGUCAGGGCUGUUAUUCGGAGUUCGCCCAUUUGGAAGCAGUUGCCCGGGAAUGAGGGGAUAGUUAAGAGGGAGGUUGGGGAGGGGAGGGGCAGGCAAAAGGGGAAGCAGGCUGCUAAGGGGAAGAAUGUUGAAUUUGAAGACCCUGGGCUGGAGGCGGAGAGUGGGAAGGUUGAGGAGGAGAGUGAGGGUGAGGAGGAGGAGAUUGAGCGGAGGGAGAUGUUGGCUGCUCAAGUUGCCGCGGCUGUGGAGGCUAGGGAUGCUGAUGAGGAGGGCGAGGAGAGUGAUAAUUUGGAGGAGAACGAGGAGAAUGAAGAUGAGGAUGACGAGGAUGAGGAUGAGUGA